AUGGAGGGCAUCCGCACCACCGGUGGCUUCAUGCAACGCCGCCUGAGUCGUCUGUAUAAUGACACAAAAAAGUCUUCGGAUUUCGUCCAGGAGACGGCCAAGGCCCCCGAAGACCCCGAGAUCAAAUCCCUCUUCAGGAAACUACGCAUCCAAAAGGACCGCGUCUCCGUCUGGGGCCUCGAAUGGACCGACCCUAACCAGUCAGAUGAGAUUGACAGCUCAUUGUCAAAGGCCGGAUUGAGCGAGGUCGUCCACAGCAUCUUGUCCAGAGUUCGGGAAACACUGUCCGAGUUGGAUGCCCUGUGGAAGAGCUACACCAAACCCCUCGGCACCGUCUCAGAGAAGUCGGCCAUAGACCGCAAGACCCCGUUCGUGACCUGGGACAAGGCCGUCUUUGCUGAUGCCAUCGCCGACCUCACUCAGUCGGUAGACACCCUCUACGACCUUUCCAGAACCCGCUCCUCGGGCCACAUGUCGUCACGCUCCAAACUCGAAAAGUCCAUGGCCUCCGCCGAGGAGCUGAGGCCCUUCGAAUCCACCAGGAUGCAGACCCCUCAGGAGAUCGACCCCAAGACCUUGACCAACAUCCGCUCCAUGCAAGCAGAGCCCAUGACCGAAUCCAGACCCAGCCUGCCCCCGAGGGACAUCGUCUUCAUGAGCAAACAGGCCUGGUCAGAUUUGUCCCAGCACAUUGGCCGUCACCCCUUUGCGCCCCUGUUGCUCGAGUACGCCACCUUCGAUUCCAUCUACUCCGUCACCGGCAUUAUGCCCCCCAUGUCACGCUUCGAGAAGCUGUCGGCCGGCUUGCAGCAAGAUUCGCAAAGGGCCCCUGGUACCUGGAUCGGCCUGCCGCGCCUGCUGGGCUACUUUGAGGAUCUGGAGCACUCCCGCCUCGGGCUCGUCUACCACUUCCCUCCCAACUUCAAUGCAGUCUCUUUCGAGAACUUCACCCAGAACCCUCUCUACAACGUCUGCACCCUCGCUGACCUCCUCUCGCGCCCGGAUUUCGAGCCUACCUUGGAGGCCAAGUUCCGUCUGGCCUCCAACCUCGUCAACACCGUCUUCGACUUGCACGCCCGCGGCAUCACCCACGGCUGCAUCAUCGACACUAACGUGUCCUUCUGCAACCUGGCCACCCCGGACCUCACGACGGGCCCCGGCGAAGUCGACAUCCGCCGGCCCCUCGUCUCCUCUUUCGACCUGUUCCCCGAUGCGCCAUCCGACGAGGAGCCGGCUUCGCCGUCACUCCCUCUGUUCCGUCAUCCCCUGGAUCCCCGCACGACGCCGGCAUCCCCCAUUAACGACAAGAUGGAUUCCCGAAUCCUUGACUUGUACUCCCUCGCCAUGGUUCUGCUGUCCAUUGGACUGUGGAGCAAGCUCGAGAACCUGGUCACCGACCCGUCCCAACCUAUUUCUGAGGCCGUCCUGAAUCAGCUGGGUAUCCGCUGCUCCUCCAUGUACAAGAGAGCUGUUGAAACCUGCUGGAAUGCCGUCGACAUGCAGCUCCAAGGAGUUGCCGCCGACGAAGAGCUGCUUUCCGCUGUGCAAGUGACCGUGACGCGCUGCCUCGAUUCGUGCGCUAUUCUCGACAACAUGAACUCGCUCGAAGAUCGUCUCAACCUCGACCUUGGCAGGAAGACAUCCUCUCCUAUUGGUACCCCUACCAGGCAGAGCAUUUCUGGGCCUUCAAAGGAUACACAGGCAGCUUCUAACCCAUCCGUCGACAUCCAUCACUCCUCGUUCGAUACCAAAACCCGCGUCUCGGACCCUGAUCCCGCCCGCCGCUCGUAUCCCUCGGCCGCAGAGGAAAAGCGGCAGCUUUCUAGGAAGGAGGCUGGAGGUGAGUCGAUUUUGUGGCCUUACUCUGCUCCGCACACUAACCGCGUCACAGCCGCCCCAGCAGAGCUGCCUGCUGAGACAAAGGCCGCCAAGCCGCCCUCCCCCAAAACCCGGCUUUAUCCUCAGAUCCCACUGCCUCCGGAUGCUGUCGAGAGGUGGAACACGCUUGUGAUGCCCCAGGUCAACCAGGCUUUGCGCCACUUUUAUCGGAAGAACCGGGAAGAAUCCGUCGAAGUGUCUCUCGAGUCCAUCGGCAGUCACCCAACAAAGACGCAGCCUACCGUUUUGGUUGUGUGUACGUCUGUCAGCAAGGUCAAGGCCAUCCUCACACGUAAGUUGGGCGAGCUAUUUGACGGUGGCAAGUCUGGGUUUGGCUUGAAGGUGUGCAGGGGACAGGUCAUGAGGUCACGGAAGCAGCCGGGCGACGUUAAGCGGAGCGCAGCACACGACGAAGAUGAUGAGGGCGCCGUCAAAGCCGCCAACCCCGACUUUCAAGCGCGCCCCAACAACGGCGCCAGUAUUGGAGCUUGGGUGGGGGACCGCCACCUGCCGCCCGUCAGCUUGGGCGGCCUCGUCAUGGUGGAUGGUAAGCCGUACGGGAUGACGGUUCAUCACAUGUUGGAUGACCCCGAGGAGAUCUACAAGCACGCCAAGGCGCAGGACCCCGCGAAGCGGAGCAUGGCGAGGGACACUGAUCGUGCGCGUCUUGACUGGUACGCAGAUUCGUCUGCUGAAAGCAGCAGCGGAGACGACUAUGCUUGCGAGUUUUCCGAAUCCGAGUCGGGGGCCUAUUCGGACACGGAGGCCACCAGCGACGCCUCCGACGAGGAGAGCGGCGACGAGUCGGGGGGCGAAUAUGAUGAGCCGGGCGACAUCCCGGGGAUCGAGCCGGACUGCGGUGAAGGCUACAUCAUCACGCAGCCGGCCAUGGACGACGUCGACGAAGAGUUCUAUCCUUCGGAGGAAACGGCGAAUGAGGACCACCUGGACAGCUACACCGUCGGCAAGGUCUAUGCGUCAAGCGGGAUCAAGCGCAGGGAGCAGGACGGCCUGAUUCACGAAAUUGACUGGGCCUUGUUCGAGUUCACCCCCGAGAGAUUGCCCAAGGACAACACGAUCCCUCGGAUAGAGGGCAAGCAGCUGUCGCCAUCUUACGGUAGAUUUCCGUCGAAGCACGGCAAGUUCAUGCAUCCCACGAACGUGGCGCCAACAUCGAAGCUGGCGGGUCUGGAGGUGCAGUGCAUGGCUCGUACGAGUGGCCUGCAGACUGGACUCAUCCUUCCCGCCCUGACGAGCGUCAAAAUCUUUGGGCGAGUGACACCGAGCCACACGUACCAAGUCAGCAGUGUCGCCGCCGAGACGCCUGCCGAGCUGGCCGGCGACGGCAAGAAGCAGCAGCCAAUGGGCGUCCCCGGAGACAGCGGUGCUUGGGUCGUUGAGCGCGCCCACGGCCGGGUCUGCGGACAUGUUCUGGCGUGGAGUGGGCGGAAGCGCGUUGCCUAUAUUUGCCCGAUGGACGUGAUGCUCCUCGACAUCAAGGAGACGCUCGAGGCCCGAGAAAUUGGGUUGCCGGGUGGCGACCCAGUCUUUGGCCUACGUGGUCAGGAGGAGGAGGAGGAAGAGGAGGGCACCUACAGGGACGACGAGCCCUUCUCGUCGCCCUUUUUGGAUCCCAAGGAUGACGAUGAUCUGGAUGUGGUGUCAGAGGAGGGGGAUGACGAUGAACUGCCGGUGCUCGUCAGGUCGCGCGCGCCUCCACGUGGACACGGCAAGGACAAGCGAGAGGAAGAAGAAGAACAGCAGCCGCAGCAACAUAAUGAUGAGGGAAAAAAGACCGAAGGGCAGACGGCGGAGCCGGAAAAGUUUGUUUCGGGCGACAAUGAUUUAUCGCACAGGAUGGAGUCUAUGGGCAUUGCAAGGAGUCGUAGGGGUAUUGGCAUGUGCAGCUGA
Messenger RNA from Colletotrichum graminicola M1.001, 3789 nucleotides. RefSeq names its product HET-s/LopB domain-containing protein. Bases 1 to 3789 code for a protein of 1262 amino acids. NCBI's taxonomy places the organism in Eukaryota, Fungi, Ascomycota, Sordariomycetes, Glomerellales, Glomerellaceae. The record is from RefSeq and is a predicted model, not a curated record. The transcript has a single exon.